Messenger RNA from Rhincodon typus (whale shark), 1383 nucleotides. RefSeq names its product zinc finger protein 821-like. The record is from RefSeq and is a predicted model, not a curated record. The coding region runs from base 356 to 1360 and encodes 334 amino acids. The transcript has 5 exons. NCBI's taxonomy places the organism in Eukaryota, Metazoa, Chordata, Chondrichthyes, Orectolobiformes, Rhincodontidae.
GAGAAGUGAAGCCUGACCCUUCCUAAACCUUAACCGGAGGAGCAACCAAACGGGGAAUGGCAGGGUUUGCUCGGUGUUACUGGUCCAGGGCAGAUGUAAGCAGCCACUCGUUGCCGUGUGGGCGGCGCUCUGCAAGAGGCAGAUGGCACGGUGGUGCUUUGAAAAUGAAGGAUCAGUACAGAACAGCCAUUUUGUGAUCCUUUUGGGGUUUCGAACUUUUAUACUUGAGAUGACUAUUGUCUAACAACGUAACUCAACAGUUUAGAACGCACCAUCAAAAUGCAACAGUGGAUAUUUUCUUCAAAAGAUUCAAAAAUUAAGAAUUAUUGUUUGUACAGUGCAACAUUCUUUAGGGAUGGAGGAGAGUGUGUGCACAGAUAAAUAUGAAGGUGACAUGUCAGAGUCCAAUAGUAACCAUGGAAACCAAGUGAAGAACUUUGUUAACAUAAUUGGUAAUUGUGGUAGAUCAACACAAUAUUCAGAAGACAACUUGCUCUGUAAAGAAUCAGAAGAUCAUCUUUUACCCACCAGUGGUUUGAUGACAACCAAAAAUAAAAAUGAAACUGAAAGUGAUAUGAAGGGACAACAGAUGAGCAGCAAUUUUUCACACUCUGUAAAUAUUCAGCACCGUACAGACAUCAGAGAUACCAAAGGGCUCAUUUGCAGUAUUUGUGGGAGUACAUUAAGCUGUAGGAGUUCACUGGAUAAGCACGUGUUGAUCCAUUCUAGCAAGAAACCAUAUCACUGUGCAGUGUGUGGGCAGCCACUUGCAGCAAAGGACCAUGUGCAAAGUGUGAAGUUGCCAGAGGGACAAUCUGAUAUCAGUGAUAACACGGAGAGAACUUCUAUACCUGAAGAAGCAGGACCAUUCUGGAAUUCCGUGGUAGCUGCGGGGAUGCUGUUUGUUUGUGAAACAUGUGUUGCUUACAGAAAUCUUCUUGAGGCUGAAGAGACUUCAGUCCAUAAGUGGAUGGCCCGGAGACAGAAUGAGCCUCUGCAUGUUCGUUUGCAAAGACUAGAACGUGAACGGACUGCAAAAAGACUUAAACGUGCUAAUGAAUCAGCAGAUGAAAGGGAGAUGAGGAGGCUGAGAGAUCGUGAAGCCAAGCGUCUUCAGAGAAUGCAGGAGUCGGAAGACCAGAGGGCAAGAAGGUUACAACGUGAGAGAGAAGCUAUGAGAUUGAAAAGGGCGAAUGAGACUCCAGAAAAACGGCAAGCAAGGCUCGUAAGAGAGAGAGAAGCAAAACGGAUAAAAAGACGUCUGCAGAAGUUAAACCCUAGUCUAUCGGUUCAUAUUUCUCAGAAAUCAACACCAGAAAUGAGCUCAUUCCAGCUUCGUGUCGCUUGCCCCAAUCUAUAAAAUAAAUAUGUAGUUUAAGAAAA